Cotesia congregata is the source of this 564-nucleotide messenger RNA. Lineage: Eukaryota; Metazoa; Arthropoda; Insecta; Hymenoptera; Braconidae. The record is from the annotation of a GenBank genome assembly.
AUGAUUCAUCUCAGAAUAGACCAUAUGAAUCGGAAUCCUGAGGAAGCGACUCUGACGCAGGAAGCGAAACGUCUACCAUUAAACGAAGGUAGUUGUGUUGACUCUGAUGGAGGUUACACCUUUUGGGACUCAAUACCUCAAAAAUUUUGUAAAGAAAACACUUAUUCUGUACUUUUUAAGGGACUAGUGACUAAAUUAGUCUCUAAGUCAGGAACAGUGUUUUCUGUCAGCGUCAGAGACAUAAGUUUUUCGCUUACUACUAUUGGAACUGAGGACUCAUGUGGUCUUUCUAUGUUGAAAACCGAACAUCCGCAAAUCUAUCCACCAUUACCAACCCAUGGAACUACUGACAACCAACCAACCCAUGGAACUACUGACAACCAACCAACCCAUGAAACUACUGCCAGCCAACCACGACUGUCCAUCAAAGCCACGUGUGUCAACGUAACAAUAAAGGUGUUGCUUCUUCUAGUGAAUUGGGACACGUGGCCUCUGGCACAUAUUCUGGUGAAUCCACCUCAAACCGCGUACUGGGAGUGGGAUGUAAUGGCAAGAUGCAAAUAA